Messenger RNA from Andrographis paniculata, 1401 nucleotides. RefSeq names its product GDSL esterase/lipase At1g29670-like. The coding region runs from base 72 to 1169 and encodes 365 amino acids. Gene Ontology annotation, molecular function: hydrolase activity, acting on ester bonds. The transcript has 5 exons. The record is from RefSeq and is a predicted model, not a curated record. Lineage: Eukaryota; Viridiplantae; Streptophyta; Magnoliopsida; Lamiales; Acanthaceae.
ACUUACGAGCUUCAAACAAACACCCAUCUUCAAUUCCUCUCUUCUUCCAUCCCACAUUUGCUUCAACUAAAAUGUCUUCUGGGUUUCCUACUUGGAUCGCCGCGGCGGCGGUGGCGGUGUCAAUGGCGAUGAUAGUUGGGCCGGUAGCGGCGCAGCCCCAAGUCCCGUGUUACUUUAUCUUCGGCGAUUCAUUGGUAGACAAUGGCAACAAUAACGACAUUCAGUCCCUCGCCCGGGCCAACUACUUACCUUACGGCAUCGAUUUCCCCCGCGGUCCAACCGGCCGAUUCUCCAACGGCAAGACCACCGUUGACGUCAUCGCGGAACUCCUCGGCUUAAACCACAUUCCGCCUUACAACCAAGUCCGCGGCCGGCAGAUACUCGGCGGGGUGAACUACGCGUCAGCAGCCGCCGGAAUCCGGCCUGAAACAGGGCGACAAUUGGGGGCAAGAAUUGAUUUCGCGGGACAAGUGAACAACUACAAGAACACGGUGGCGCAAGUCGUUAACAUACUCGGCGACGAGGCCGCGGCCUCCGACUACCUCAGCCAGUGCAUAUACUCUGUCGGAAUGGGCAGCAACGACUACCUCAACAACUACUUCAUGCCGCUUAUAUACCCGACGAGCCGACAGUACAACCCUGAACAGUACGCUAAUGUCCUAAUCCAGCAGUACACCGAGCAGCUGAGGGCAUUGUACAGCUACGGAGCUCGGAAGUUCGCCUUGAUUGGAAUCGGGCAGAUCGGUUGCAGCCCGAACGCGUUGGCGCAGAGCAGCCCCGACGGGAGGACGUGCGUGGAGAGGAUCAAUUCGGCGAAUCAGAUAUUCAACAACAAGCUCAGGGGAUUAGUUGAUACGUUCAACCGGAACACGCCGGAUGCGAAGUUCAUCUACAUUAAUGCAUAUGGGAUUUUCCAGGAUAUGAUCAGCACUCCCGCCUCUUAUGGCUUUAGAGUGACGAAUGCUGGGUGCUGCGGCGUGGGGAGGAACAGAGGGCAAAUAACAUGUCUGCCUCUGCAGCCGCCGUGCCGGAACAGGAAUGAGUAUUUGUUUUGGGAUGCAUUCCAUCCGACGGAAGCUGCGAAUGCUGUGGUCGGGAGGCGAUCAUAUAGCGCGCAGAAGGGAUCGGACGCGUACCCCUACGAUAUUCGCCGUCUGGCUCAGGCCUAAAUGUCGCGGAGGAUCUUCGAUAGGGAGGAAACAUAUAUAACAGCCAACAUAUCUAUAUAUAUAUAUAUAUAUAUAUCGAGGAAACAAUGUUAUGGUUUUUGAGUUGAAAUUAUACUCUUGAUGUAAUAUUUAAAUUUUCACAUGUAAGAAAUGGAGUCAUUGACAAGUAAUGAUCCAUAGUUUUUACUUAAUUAAGAAUGUAAUGAGUAGAGAAGACGAAAUUGUAUCUGAA